This is a messenger RNA of Prunus mume (Japanese apricot), 2037 nucleotides long. NCBI's taxonomy places the organism in Eukaryota, Viridiplantae, Streptophyta, Magnoliopsida, Rosales, Rosaceae. The record is from RefSeq and is a predicted model, not a curated record.
UACAAAUUCAGCCAAUGCAAACAAAUUUCCAAAAACCCAUUGACAACUCACUCCUCCCACCCAACCCACCACCAGUUUUUAAGUUUUUUUUCUGCCCUUUCCGGGCUCCAGAGCCUUCUCCUUUCACUCUCAGCAGCUGACUGAUCGUCAUCACAUCACUGAAGGUAAAGCUUUGCAGCUGUGGAAAUGGCUACUGGAACUGUACCAGCUUCCUUCAUGGGUCUAAAAGGCAGGGACUCGAGUAUCGGGUUUGCUAAAAGUAUGGAUUUUGUGAGGGUUUGUGAUUUGAAGAGGUUUAAGUCUGGAAGAACAAGAAUCUCAGUGAUACGGAACUCAAAUCCCGGAUCAGAUAUUGCAGAACUCAAGCCUGCAUCUGAAGGCAGCCCUUUGUUAGUUCCUAGACAAAAGUAUUGUGAAUCAAUACACAAAACUGUCAGGAGGAAAACACGAACAGUGAUGGUUGGAAAUGUGGCUAUUGGUAGUGAGCAUCCCAUAAGGAUUCAAACAAUGACGACAACUGACACAAAGGAUGUUGCUGCUACAGUUGAACAGGUAAUGAGAAUAGCAGACAAGGGAGCAGAUCUUGUUCGGAUAACAGUUCAAGGGAAGAAAGAAGCAGAUGCUUGUUUUGAUAUUAAAAAUACCCUCGUGCAGAAAAAUUACAAUAUACCUCUGGUGGCAGAUAUUCAUUUUGCACCUUCUGUUGCAUUGCGAGUUGCUGAAUGCUUUGACAAAAUUCGUGUCAACCCUGGAAAUUUUGCGGAUAGACGGGCUCAGUUUGAGAAGUUAGAGUACACCGAAGACGACUAUCAGAAAGAACUUGAGCACAUUGAACAGGUUUUUACUCCAUUGGUUGAAAAGUGUAAGAAGUAUGGAAGAGCAAUGCGUAUUGGCACAAACCAUGGCAGCCUUUCGGAUCGUAUAAUGAGCUAUUAUGGGGAUUCCCCUAGAGGAAUGGUUGAAUCUGCAUUCGAGUUUGCAAGGAUUUGCCAGAAGUUGGACUACCAUAAUUUUCUUUUUUCAAUGAAAGCAAGCAACCCAGUUAUCAUGGUCCAGGCAUAUCGUUUGCUUGUGGCUGAAAUGUAUGUUCAAGGAUGGGAUUAUCCAUUGCACUUGGGAGUUACUGAAGCUGGAGAAGGUGAGGAUGGGCGAAUGAAAUCUGCAAUUGGUAUUGGAACCCUUCUUCAGGAUGGUUUGGGUGAUACAAUUAGGGUUUCACUUACUGAAGCACCAGAGGAGGAGAUAGAUCCCUGCAGAAGAUUGGCCAACCUUGGUAAGAGAGCAGCUGAUCUUCAGCAAGGAGUGGCUCCAUUUGAAGAGAAGCACCGACAUUAUUUUGACUUUCAACGUCGAUCUGGUCAACUGCCAAUGCAAAAGGAGGGUGAGGAGGUGGAUUAUAGAGGUGUCCUGCACCGUGAUGGCUCUGUUCUCAUGUCAGUAUCCCUUAAUCAGUUGAAGACUCCAGAGCUCCUCUACAAGUCACUAGCAGCAAAACUUGUUGUGGGCAUGCCGUUUAAGGAUCUUGCAACAGUUGACUCAAUCUUAUUGAGACAACUUCCACCAGUUGAUGUCGAAUCGAGGGGCAAAAGAAUCGAGGGGCAAAAGAAAGACCUAAGAGCAAAUCCACCCUUGCUUCAAAACCGGGCAAAAAGCAGCCCAGGGGGGAAGGAAGCAGCUCCAGCGCGCAAGGGCCAGCCCUGGCAAGAGCUAGGUCCCAGGAGCCCAGACAAAGCCUGCAAGCCCUACCACGCCAACCCCAACGAUCACUCCAAGUACGACCCUGCCUUCUUUCCCGGGCUCAUUCCUCCAGAGGAGUUCUUAGCUCCGUCUCCGUCCGCGUUGACGUCGCUGUGGUUGACGUCGCUCGGAUUCGACGGCGCUGGAGAAGGAACUGUAGGCGUGUCGUCGGCGGACGGAGAAUCGGACGGAGAUGAUUGCGGUGGCGCUGGAGGGGAAGAAGGAUGUGGUGAGUUCACUGGAGCGUUCGACGGAGAUGGAGGAAGGGAAAUCGGCGAAGGUGAAGCAGCAGCGGGUUGA